AGAUAGACAACCUCUAAGCCCGCUCGAGAAGUGAAGAGGAAUUGAGUUUUUUUUCGCAUUUGUCACGUUUGGUUGGUAUAGUCAAAAUAAGUGUUGGGUCAAUCCCGCGUUCUUGAAGAAGCUUUUUCGGGCAAGGCUUCAGGAACACGAAUGAACCGCCGAUGCCAACAUCGACGGACUGGCCCUGUCACGUGGAGACGAGUGAGAAUCUGGCCAGUUGUUUCCGGAUGGAGCGAGAGACGAUCACCUUUCCGUGUGCGAAGGAGAUCGUUGUUGAAGAGUGUCCAGAUUCUGUCGCAGUCUCCAAUGGGCACUCGUGGCCGUCGGGUAGUUCGCUGCCACUGACCACCAAAUCUCCGGGAAAAGGCGGAGUCGUUCUGCACUCGAGACCUCGCAAAUUGAGUGGUAUCGGGGUACUUGGCAGUAGUGUGCCUGGAACAACAAAAUCACAGACCGCACCGAAGACGAAGGUGGCACCGGCCGUAUGGAAAAGAAAGAGUACGGAUGAUACGAUUGCGCCGUAUGGCUGCGCAGAGGAAAUUCUGGUUCAAAGAGAGGAAGAAUGUCUCACUACAGUGGAGCAGGAGGUGUGUACGGACUACGAGGAGGAGGUGGAUGAUAUUUGCUUCAAGACUGUACCUAAAGAGAAGUACAACUGCCCUGAGUUUGUCCUCAUGCGGGUGUGUGACUAUAUCCACGUAUACCCAGGAGCGGAGGUGCCGAAAGCACCAGCGAUCAGUUUGGCACAGUCGAAUGAUCCGACGCACCUGGUUGAGGAGGCUACUGCACCUCCAACAAAAGGCGAUCCAUCUGCCGGAAGACCGAAUGCUGGAAGGCGAAGGUUGUUCAUACAAAAGAAAACUCCCUUCUCAAUAGCAGGAGGUCCUUUUCCUCAAAAACCCCGAAUGUCUGAUUGGCCCAAACCACCUCCUGGGCUUUGCUAUGGUGCUGAUUGCCCGGCUCAUACCGUGCCUCAGUGUUACAGGCAGCCUGUGAAGUUCAGCCGGCAGUGUGAAAGAGGGCCUUACCAGAAACCCUAUCCGUGCAAAAAUACAGUGAAGAAACGAGAAUGUCAUGUGAAGCCGGUGAAGAAGCGUACCCCAUGUCUCAACGUUAUUCCCACUACCAGACGCACGUCGUGCCGAAGUGGCGACCAUAGGAGACUAUCUCUACUUCGGUCACCUAUUUCAAGGUCUCUCUUAAUUCCUGCGGUCGAACCUCCUGCAGUGCCCAUCUCUCAUGCAACUGAACCGAGGAUUAUCAUUUCGACGACAGGUUACGCUGUCGACUCAGCUCGUCCUCCGGCUAACAUACACGAGGAUUUCCAUCAGUCCACUACUACAGGUUGGCUACCUCUCAACACAGGUCCUCAAACCUUCUCGGUACAGACAGGCAGGCCAUGCCACUUCAGCACCAAGGCUGUUGUCGCGGAGUGCACGAAGGAGGUGUUUAUGCCUCAGCCAUACCCUUGUUUAGAAGAACGCAGAGCAAAAGAAUGUUUUCCAGGCCUUAAAACCGGAAAUGAGAAAGUGCGACUUGCCAAUGACGCGUCUGAGUUUUCAGAUUCUACGCAAGAUCCUUUUCCAGUCAGCGCUGGAAAACUGAAAUUCCUUCCGUCGUGGAAAUAG
This is a messenger RNA of Toxoplasma gondii ME49, 1628 nucleotides long. RefSeq lists its product as hypothetical. The record is from RefSeq and is a predicted model, not a curated record. The transcript is spliced from 9 exons. Lineage: Eukaryota; Apicomplexa; Conoidasida; Eucoccidiorida; Sarcocystidae. Bases 162 to 1628 code for a protein of 488 amino acids.